AUGUCCUCGUCUCGCUACCCGGACAGCAGAUACGGCCGCGACAGGUCGCCCUAUCGCGACAGAAGACCUUCGACAUAUGGCGGCGGAUACCUCCCGAGGAUUAGCGAUUCUGCCUCUCGAGCGAAUGCGGAUGCAGGCGCUUUUCCACCCAGGGAUACUCCACGGGGCCCGAAAUCUCUCGUAGAUGGCCCGCGGGCGCCGACUGGGGGACCGCCAUCUGGUGCGCCUUCCGCGCCGCGAGAGGGACGCGGAAGGGGGUUUGCGGGACGCGGUGAACCUCCUUCACUGCGAGACGCGCCGCCUCUUUCGAGCGUUGCCCAUGUCCCUAACUCUUGGCGGGCCACCGACCGAGAUCGAGAUCGUGACCGAGAUUUUGAUCGUGAUCGUAGAGAUAGGCGACCGUCUCCUUCUCGACGAUCGCCUAUAAGGGAUCCACGCGACAGCCGCGACCAGAGGGAUUUUGCUCCUCGCGACCUCGACAUCAGCCGUGCGCGGCGGAGUUCUCGAGAUGGUGGUCCUCCUUCAGCCGGCUCUUCAUAUUCCGAUCCUCCUCUAGGCACUGGGUCAUCGUAUCGUGGUAGCGGUGUCGGUCGAGGUCGCGGUGGCCGAGAAUUUCAUCCAGACAUGCGUGGGCGUGGCAGGAACUUCCAUAAUGACGAUCGGGACCGCCACCAUGACGCACGUGAUCGAUUGCCCGAGCGCUCUUAUCGUCCACGCAGUCGUUCGCGAGACCCUGUGCGGCGUGAGAGAGACUUGAGAGAUGAGCGGGAUUUCGACAGGAGAGAACGUGACGAGCGCAGGUUUGUGCCAAGGGAGUAUGACUCUUAUAUAGGGCCAGCAGGCUCCCUCAAGUCUGGUUCGCGUGCACUUGACACACAUCGCGGAAGCGGGCCCCUCGACUCACGUCAUCUUCCCGGAACACCGACAGGAGCUCCACCACAUCAUCCGUCCACAGCAGACCGGCUAGGGCCACCGAGCGAUUCAUAUUCGCGGCGCUCAUCCAUUGCAACAGAGCCUGUGGGUGCAAAGGAAGGCCGACGAGAGCCCGGAAGGGAUGAUCUUCUCCUGGCGGGUCGCGCUGAAGCCUCCCGAGAACGCUAUGCUCCACGGGCUUCCUCGCCUCCUGCUGCCGUGCCAGCUUUUGGGUUUUCGUCUAAUGUUUGGAGAAACCCCGCGCUUGACGCGAAACCUACAGCCACCACUCAGUCAAAGCCCGCUGCGUCAGUACCCUCGGCGCCUGUUGCGACCGCCGUAGCCCCAGCUGCGCUGCCAGUUCCCUCUGCCCCCAAGACAAGCAUCCCAUCAGGGUUAUCAACCGCGCCGCCAACUGGACCAAAGGCCGACAGGGCUCCGGAACGUUCUCACGGGGAUAGUGGGAGUCAGGCUCAAGACAAUAAGCCGGGUUCUACGGAGCCACCACGAAUCGAGCCUCGCCCACCCCUUGCUCCGGCGGCAGCGCACAACGUGCCGGGACUAGAAAAUGUGGAGUCUAAGGCAACGGGCCCUACUCCUAGCGUUGCUCUAUCUCAGGCCAACUCGCCUCCUCAGGGUCCAGCAGUGAGGAUUCGGGCGCCUCCGACAGGACCCCACGCGUCUCUUCGAGCCAACGCAUCACCAUCGUUCCCUAGGCCUACGCACUUGCCCUAUGUACCACGAGAUUCCUCUCCGGGCGCAAUGCCUCCUGUCGGAGGGCCCCGGGGCGGGAGCGGAAGUGUCAGUGCGUUGACCAUGAAUACGUCACCUAAGAGUUUGCCCGCAAACAUUCCAACUGGUCCCAAAGCCGAUAGAGCGAAUUCAAUGGUGGCGCGCCAAUCACCAAUGUAUCCUCCUUCAGACCGCCCCGGCUUUCCAGCUCCGAGAAUGCCGUUAGGAAGCGCCCCGAAGAGCAUGCAGUGGGUCCGUCCUGGUCUCAAUCUCAAUAACCGGACAAUUAUUCCAACAAAGCGAGAAUUUCCAAUUGAGGACCGUGAUCGACCUUUUGGUACAGCCCCAAAGGCUCCCAAACUUGAUCAUAACACCUCGGCCACAGAUGCUCAGCGUUCCGAGCCGACCAAAGCAGAUUCUGCCUCCAUAGCUCCGCCGACAACUGAAAUUUGGCUCAACCGCGAUCAAUCGGGAUCUGUGGAGCGACGCAAGGAUACUUCGCCAAAGCCUGCACCCGUUGAAACAAGGCGUCUUUCGGACAUAUCCAUGCCAGACGCAUCCCCUCGCCGAGACAAGCCGCCCGCAUCGGCUGCUUCUUCAGCCCCCGAGGUGCUGGACGACUCGGACGAAGAUCUUGACCUUGACGAGGCUGACUUUGCUGAGUCGGAAGCGAAAUACAACCGGGAGAAAACCUUGCUUGAAUCCAAACGUAUUGAUCUUAGCGCGUCGCAUCUGAGGGCUACCACACCCCUUCAGGAGAUCACGCUUUUGAUGAGCGUCAAUAUCAAUCACCUACCCCAUCGUCAGCAGAGCAAACCUGUUGAAGAGGAGAUGAUCAACGUUCCUACUUCUCAGCCUCCACCGGAAAGUACCACUACCGAGCUUCCCACUCCGAAAGCCGAGGAGACGGAAGAUGUCAUCAUGGAUGAGAAGGAAGAAAAGCCAUUAGCACCUGCAACGCGAGCACUUCGUUUACGUCGGGGAACCACUGAUGAGCAUGAGGAGACUCCUGACCUAAGUUCACUUCCUUAUCUCGGCUCUGGUCCGCCAACGCCACUUUCCGACCUCGACCAAGACCGACCGCGUGUGUCCGAUGACGUCCUGCUUGUAAUACGAGAUAACUUGCGAAAGGACAUUGAGCCAGAGCUUGACACCGAAGAGACUCUGGAGCAGUAUGCCGCCGCGUACAAGCGAUGGCGGCUUUAUGUCCGCGAGCUUGAUGAGUCUCGGGAACACGAAGAACAGGAGAGACAGGUAUCCGCCGAACCCAGCAUAAAAGUUACUACGCCAGAUGUUCAGAGUUCUGCCAUGGCCCCAAUGCUGGACCUCCCACCGCCAACUACUGGCCGCCGAGGUCAUUCGAGCCGAUGGGCAACCGAGCUUGAUCUUGAAACAGCCAUCAAAGAAUCUCUAAAGACGGCCGAAGAGGAGAGGAUGGGAAAGAAAGAGCAAGAGCCCAAGAGGUCAUUGGCCGACCCGGAGAAGGAGGCCACGGUCCCUUUGGAGUUAACUGCAUAUGAAGCCCAGCGACGCCGAUUUAUCGACACCAACUUUCAGCGAGAGCCCGGACAAGGCAUCUUUGUGUUUCAUUACGAGCCCCCAGAGGACGACUUCACAGAGGAAGAACACAAGAUCAUGGUGCAGCACUACAAGGACCAGUAUGCCAAAAAAUGGGGGAAGCUGGCAGAGAUACUUUACAAAGAAGCUGGGUCCAGUCGGACGUACAAGGAUUGCAUCAAUCAUUAUUAUGCUACCAAGUGGGGCAAGGAAUACAAAGGUAAAGUCAAAGGAAGGCGAGGUGGGCCCCGGAGGCGAGGGGGAGGUGCAGGUAGAGGUCGCGGAGCAAUCGCUAACAUGGAACGGCCCGACGUACCAGGCGAUGAUGGACUUCCACCGGCCCUUACAGAGAGCGGACGGCCGCGACGUUCGGCGGCCCCGACGUUCGGUGCGGAGACUGAUUUCGACACCACGACCUCUACGCCGACCCCGGGACGGAUGCGCCGCCAGACCGAUGCCGAUGGAACGCAAGAAAAGGCGGGUCGACGUGGAAAGGGUGGGAAAGAGAGAGGUGGGCGAAAGGCCAAGAACCCCCCUCUCGCUGCUGCACCAGCUGGAUCGCCUGUUAAGCUUGAUCGCAAGGCCUUGGGAGUCAAAAUGGAGGAAGAGCUCGCCAAGCGACCACUGGGAGAAAUGUCUCUACCCAUGCAAGCCGCCUUGUCGGAGGAUCAAAUGGCGCUUUCGAGCGAUUCGCAAUUCCAUUCAGGGUUAAGCUCUGGCAUCAUAGAGCGGCCAAGGGCGCAAGCUAGCGCAAGGCCUGGGCCCUCAAGCUACUGGUCCGUUACAGAGCAAACCGAUUUCCACAGGAACGUGGCACACUUCGGUACGGACUGGGGGGCAAUUGCGAACCAUAUGGGGACAAAGACGUCAACUAUGGUGAAAAAUCAAUAUCUGCGGUUGGUUGAGAGUGGGCUGGCCCCGGACUUGGAGAGACUCGCUAUUGAAGCUGACCAGAAGCGAGAGCGAGGUGAAGAUAUAGGUCCGCCACCUACGCCGACCCCAGCCCCGAAGAGACGUUACGAGAGUACGCAGAUCAACGCGCCACGUGCCCUCGCUCCGACGCCUGAGGGCGCGGCGGGCCAUCCUAUGGCUCUAACCAAAGCAUCCCCUCCUAGCUCCGCUCCAUCCUCUAGGUUCUCCAACAUCGCCCAAGCGCCUCAGCAAACCAAGCCGAUCGUGCCGCCUGUCGGGUUCACUAUGCCAGAGACGUCGCUUGCAUCAAUACCUUCCAUACCACCGCAGCAGUCACCCCCUACCCAGGCCCUACGCUCUCAGGCGCAGCAUCACCUCCAGCACCCCUUGUCCCAACCCAAACCACACCAUGCGGGACCGCGUGCUGGUUUUUUCUCGGACGACUUACUCCCACGCUCAGAGAAUCGGCCGCCCCCACAAUCCUCGACCUUGACUCAUCCUUCGCGUUCUCUGCAACAGCAAGCUCAACCGCAACCACAACCACGAGUUCCCGAGCAGGCUCAAGCGCCGUUGUUUCGCCAAUCGGUCCUACAAGAGCGCGACAAUCUCAUCAGGACAGAGCCAUCGCAAGACCACGAUGCUCAUCUACGGUUCCAAUCGCAGCAUUCGCGACGAAUGUCUCAGGAAGUGUCCCAACACAGGCAGUUCCCACCGUCUGCAACCGGUAUGCCCCAGAUGCGCUCGGGUCAUGGCGUUGGGUCGCCAGAGAACCGCCCGCUUUCGAUGCCGCAUCCUCGCCAUAUUCAGCACGCAUCGGCAAGCAGCCAAUCCCUCCCAGAUGCCUCUACUCAAACCUCGAGCGCUUUGCCAGCACCCCAUCAAUUGCCACCACGCUCUGUUAUCGGGACACCACCGGUGAAGGAAGAGUCCAGACAUUAUCCGUUGCCUCAACCCCCGCAGUCUCAACCUCCGCAAUUACAGUCUCAGGCCCAAACCUACCCUCAAUCUACCCAACCACCCGCUCAAGCUGCGCAGCCACCAUCCGCUCCACCACCGAAACCCGCCCCGGAACCGAGGAAGUCGAACUUGCUAUCUCUUCUCAACGAUACUGAACCAGAAGAGCCGAGACGAAAGAAGCCAAGCGAGCAAAAUGUGCCUUCGCACACUCCCACCCCACAGCAGCAAGCCCCUAUCGCGCCGCCACCGCCUGUGUCACAGCCUUUGCCUCCGCGACGUGACCUCUAUAGCGAUGUCGCCGCUUCUCAGGCGCCCUAUGCUCGCCCUUCGUAUGCGCAACAAAGUUCACUAUCACAAGGCCCUUCUGGCAGGCAGGUUGUUGAUCUUACCAACGAUCAGACACCUGGUGGGAGGGCUCCUCCGCGUGAGACUUGGCAGCGACAACAGUUCCAUCCGGGGAGUCAGGCUCAGCAGACGUCGGCGCUCAAUUCCCCUCAUACAGGCCUUGCACAGCCAACCUUUGGCGAUCCCAGGAUCUUUGCAAACCAUCGGUCCGUGUUCGCUCAGCAUAAUGCUCCCCGAGCCAACCCUUCACCGCCACCUCUCUCUGCGUAUAGCAAUUCGCCUCAUCUCCACUCACGGACUCCCAGCCUAAGCGGGCCUUCGGGACAACAACCACGUCACGGGAUCACCACAACAGCUCCGCCUCAACACUCGCAGCCCGCGGCUGGUACUACGCAGAUACUCCAACCGAAUCCAUAUGCCCAGGUAGAUCUUCCCGGAAGUAGCUCUCAACCUUCCGGGCCGGUGGGUAUGCGACCGAGUCCCCAUCUCCACACGAGUCAUAUCGCGCAACAGAGGGAGCUUCAUAGCAGGAACGAGCAGUCUCAGGUUCACAAUGCAGGUCUAGCUUAUUCGAAUCCUCAAACUCCCAACCAACACCAUCCUGGCCCUCAACACAUUCGCGGAGCGAGUGUCGCCGACCAAUAUCGCGCUCGGGAUCCUCGCGAUCUGCAUCAUGACUUCGACGCCCGCAACACCGAGCGCGACAUGAGCCGAGAGCUCUCGCAAAGGGCUGACGCACUGCUACGGGAACGGCGCGAGUCUCUUCUGUCAAACUCUCACCUACGUUCCACCGCGCCUCCACCAUCGCAUCAAGAUUCCCGCUAUCAGACUCAACAGCAGGAUCGGGGCUACGGUAUGCAGCGAGCACACACCCCACUCUCUAGGCCUGACCAUGGUCCGCCUCCGCCUCUACAACAUCCCCCGCAUUCGUCGUUAGGAGACGGCAGCCACCCUCUCUACGGACGUCAACAAGAGGAUCCUUCGCAUCGCUUCAGGGAUCCAUUUUCACGUGACGCUCGGAUCACAGAGCGCAUUCGAGAGGAGCAAGCACAGCAGCAUGCGGCACUGGGCCGAGAUGACUUACUCGGCAGAGAACGCGAGAUGCGGGAACGAGAAAUGCGCAAUCAGGAAAUGCGGGAGCGUGAAUUGAGGGAGCGCGAUGCGCAGUGGCGGGACAGCAUGCUGAGAAGAGGACCUCCGCCGCCCCCAGGGUCGGGACAAGAUCAGAGACCUGGACCACCCACGGAUUGGGCGAGCGCUCGAAAUGCGCGCACGAGGAAGUCAAACUCUAGGCACCUGCAGGUGCCGAAUCCCACGCAGCCUGCACUCCAACACUUGUUGCAGACGACAGGCUGCGGGUAUGUCCGAAAUUCGUACCCAUCCGAGGUGGAACACGAGAAUCUUUCUCGCGAGGGAUUAUCUUCUGCUGUUAAUGCAGGUAUGGGCGUCUUCGUUACUAUAGAAUGCACUUUUCUAGUUCGAGAGAAUCCAUAG
Molecule: messenger RNA, 6909 nt
Organism: Trematosphaeria pertusa
Lineage: Eukaryota; Fungi; Ascomycota; Dothideomycetes; Pleosporales; Trematosphaeriaceae
Exons: 5
Coding region: 1-6909 (2302 amino acids)
Biological process (GO): regulation of transcription by RNA polymerase II
Cellular component (GO): Set3 complex
Source: RefSeq, a predicted model, not a curated record